Messenger RNA from Drosophila erecta, 537 nucleotides. RefSeq lists its product as uncharacterized. Lineage: Eukaryota; Metazoa; Arthropoda; Insecta; Diptera; Drosophilidae. The transcript has a single exon. Bases 1 to 537 code for a protein of 178 amino acids. The record is from RefSeq and is a predicted model, not a curated record.
AUGGCAUUCAUUGUUUUGGCCACGAUUUUGGUAUUGUCCCAGGGGAUCCAGUGCCAGGAUAGUAUAUCCUCGGCUCCACUAAAAAAGCUAAACGCUGUCGUCACCUCUCGCUUGAAGGAGCGCCUUAAGGAAGCCUCAGCUGCCGAUUUUGCCGGCCACUACGAAAGACUUCAACAAGCUGCCGAUCUUCCGAUCUUCCAGCUGGACGAAAAAAUAAUGGCUUAUAAUGAGCUCAAUCAUCUCCAGCGAACUGACGCCUCCUCGGGCUCAACCAGCGAGCCAGCGGUCCGGAAUGAGACGGAUGGAGCAGUCUUGCGACAGAACAUGGAAUUCACCAUGUUCGAAAGGAGAAUUCUGCGACUCCUUCGAAGGCUUGGCAUUUACGAUAGGUUCACUGCCCGCGUAUUCAACGCCAUCUUCAGCGAUGAAAUGCAGCUGCGAAAGCUGAAGAAGAAGCUGGACGAGUUGGGAAAGGAGGAUAAGGACAAGGAUAACGACAAGGACGUAUUGUGGGGCCAUGUCUUCGAAUUGUUUUGA